Messenger RNA from Polistes dominula (European paper wasp), 4000 nucleotides. It is a transcript of the gene Upf2, whose product is annotated as UPF2 regulator of nonsense mediated mRNA decay. The record is from RefSeq and is a predicted model, not a curated record. Lineage: Eukaryota; Metazoa; Arthropoda; Insecta; Hymenoptera; Vespidae. Gene Ontology annotation, molecular function: RNA binding; protein binding. Gene Ontology annotation, biological process: nuclear-transcribed mRNA catabolic process, nonsense-mediated decay. Gene Ontology annotation, cellular component: cytoplasm; exon-exon junction complex.
AAUAGAGUGCGCUUCUGCAUAUCCCCGGAAUGAAGUAAACGAACAUAUUAAAUAUGUCAGAAACGGAGAAUAAUAUUGGACAAGAAAUGGAGGCACCUACUGAGCCUGAUGCAGUCUCAGAAGAAGAUAAACAAUUUUUACUGGAUUAUGUAAAAGAAACUGAACAAAGAUUAACGAAUAAAGAAGAAAUUAGAGCUGCCAAUUUGAAUCCCACGAGACCACCAGAUACAUAUUUCAGUAAAUUGGAUUCGAGUCUGAAAAGAAAUACAACAUUUGUUAAAAAACUUAAAAAUUUCAGUGUGAACCAGUUAGAUGCAGUUUUAAAAGAUAUGGCCAAUUUAAAUUUGACAAAGUAUGUCAGCGAAGUUGCUACUGCAUUGGUCGAUGCUAAAUUAAAAAUGACUGAUAUACCAUCGGCAAUUAAAGCUUGUAGUUUCUUACAUCAAACGUAUGCAGAAUUUUCUACUCAUUUCUUUGAAAAUUGGCAAAGAAUAUUGUCCUUAAAGAUUGGAGAAAAAAUUGCUAAUCCAAGUAAACUAAGAGUAGAUUUGCGUUUUUAUGCAGAACUUGUGAAUGCUGGAAUUUUUACGCACAAACAAGGCUUACCACUUCUUGGCUCGGUAUUAACUGUUUUAAUUAACAUGGAUAAAGAGGAACACAACAAUGCAAGCAUAAUAUUAAGUUUUUGUCGUCAUUGUGGUGAAGAUUACGCAGGUCUUGUUCCUAGAAGGGUAAGAGAAUUAUCGGAAAAAGUAAAUAUUACAAUACCUAAAAGCAAAUUACUUUCUCCUGACAAGCAACAAAAUGUAAGAUAUUUAUUACGGGAUUAUUAUAAUUCAUUGUGUAAGCAUUUAUUGAAAGAACACAAAGAACUUCAAGCAUUUGAAAAACAAAAUCGUAAGAUUUUACAAACAAGAGGUGAAUUGAGCGCAGAAAGGAAAGAGAAAUUAGAAUCUCUUCAAGUAUCUUAUGACCGUCUUCUUAGCGGGGUACAAAGUUAUUCUGAUACCUUAGAUGAACCAAUACCUGAACUUCCUGUAGAUGUAGAAAUAAAGGCAGAAGCUGAGGAAACAUUAAAAAUGAUUAACGAAGGUGAAGAAAAUAGUAUUCUGGAAGAUAUGUGGGGAGACGAUGAAACCAGACGAUUUUAUGAAGUUCUACCUGACUUAGUAGUAUUUUUACCUGGAUCAUAUCCAAAAGAAGUACCAAAAUCUGAUGCUCCUAUUACAGAAGAAACUUUGGACGAAGACAUAACGUUUGACGAAUUAGAAGAGACUGAAAAAGUAGAUGAACCAGAAGUAGAAACAGAGGAACCUCAAGUUUCCAACAUAAGUAAUAAAAUAUUAUUAGAUGCAUUUCUUAGUCAUUUGCCAAAUUGUGUCAAUCGCGAAAUGAUUGACAAUGCAGCAGUUGAUUUUCUUAUAAAUUUGAAUUCAAAGCAUAAUAAGAAGAAAUUAGUAAAAGCAUUAUUUGGUGUUUCGAGAAUACGUUUAGAUUUGUUGCCAUUUUAUUCUCGUUUAGCUGCAAUUCUAUAUCAUGUAAUGCCCGAAGUAGCUAAUGAAUUAUGUUCGAUGUUAAAACAUGAUUUCAAAUAUCAUGUUAGAAAAAAGGAUCAAAUUAAUAUUGAAUCAAAGAUAAAAGUAGUACGUUAUAUAGGCGAACUUGUCAAAUUUAAACUUUAUUCAAAAAUAGAAGCAUUAUAUUGUCUUAAAGUAUUACUUCAUGAUUUUACUCAUCAUCAUAUUGAGAUGGCAUGCAACUUGUUGGAAACUUGUGGAAGAUAUCUUUUCUGUUCUCCUGACUCUCAUCAAAGAACGAAAGUUUAUUUAGAACAGAUGAUGCGUAAAAAGGCCGUUACUGCAUUAGAUUCUCGUUACGUAACAAUCAUUGAAAAUGCAUAUUACUUUGUAAAUCCUCCUGAAUCAACUGGUGGAGUAUCUAAAAAAGAUAGACCUCCUGUUCACGAAUUCAUCAGAAAACUUCUAUAUCAAGAUCUUUCUAAAACAAAUACAGAUAAGGUACUUAAAUGGAUGCGCAAGCUAGAUUGGGAAGAUGAAAGUGUAUCAUCGUAUGCUAUCAAAUGUCUUACUGCUGCAUACAAUGUAAAAUAUUUAAAUAUUCGAUGUGUUGGAAGUUUAUUAGCUGGAUUGGUAGCUCAUUAUGAAACAAUAGGUCCUCACGUGGUAGAUGGUGUAUUAGAAGACAUAAGACUGUGUAUGGAAAUCAAUUUACCUAAAUUCAAUCAACGUCGUAUUGCCAUGGUUAAAUAUCUUGGAGAAUUGUAUAAUUAUCGUAUGGUUGAGAGUGGUGAUAUUUUUAGAACUUUGUAUCUGUUAAUCACAUUUGGUGUAAACAUGGAUCAUUCUGUUCCAAGUAUUCUUGAUCCACCCGAACACUUAUUUAGAAUUAGAUUGGUAUGUACACUUUUAGAGACUUGUGGACAAUACUUUAGUGGAGGUUCGAGUAAGAAAAAGCUCGAUUACUUUUUAAUAUUCUUUCAAAAUUAUUAUUGGUUCAAGUAUACAGAUCCUAUAUGGACUCCUGAAAAUCCUUUUCCAGUAGGAAUAGAUUAUAUGUAUCGAGAUACAUUGACCAUGCUCAGGCCAAAAAUGCCACUUUUUAACAGUUAUAAAGAAGCUCAAUGUGCUGUUGAAGAAUUAAGAAACAUAUUGUAUCCAUCUUUAGGAAGUACAACAACCGCAGAAGAAAUUGAACACAACGAAGGAGAUUCUGAAAUGAGUGUAAUCAUAGAAGGAGAUGAAGAAUUACCUAUGACACCUGGAAACGGAGGUGGUGAUGCAAAAGGAAUAGGAGAUUUGCACUUUGAAGAAUCCGAAGACUGUUCUGAAGCACAAUCUGAAGAAGAUUGGACAGCAGAAGCAGAAAGAGAUGCAGGAACCCAAGAAAAUACUCAAGGAGAACAAAGUUUAUCGGAAGGUGCUACUGAAGGAGUUAUAAUGGAUGGUACAGAAUUAAAUGCUGCUCUACCAGCAGGUCCCAAAAAAAUGACCUGCCCAGAAGACGAUGAUUUUCUUUCUGCGCUUGACAAAAUGGUAUCUGAUAAUAUACAGGAUAGAAUGCGGGAUGCUGUUAAACCGCAACAAGUUGAUAUAUCUGUACCACUGCAUAUAAAAAGUACAAAAAAAACAUACGAGCAAUUGCAAGUACAAUCAUCUGACAAUUCUAUGGUGGACUUCACGCUAAUGCUUAGGAAGGGUAAUAAACAGCAAUACAAAAAUUUAGCUGUACCAGUAUCCUCAGAAUUAGCUAUGAAUCUUAGAAAUCGUGAACAAGAACAAAAAGAGGAAAAGGAACGUGUAAAAAGAUUAACACUUAAUAUAACAGAGAGACAAGAAGAGGAAGAUUAUCAAGAAACUAUUAAUCAAGGUACAAGGCCAGUAACAGUUAAUUUAAAUAGAGAACGACGACAAAAAUAUAAUCAUCCUAAAGGUGCACCCGAUGCUGAUCUUAUAUUUGGACCAAAAAAAAUUCGGUAAAUUUGUACAAAGUUUUCUACUAUUCUGAAAAAAUAAUGAUUUCGAACUUUGCGAGUGUUCCGUGUAAUCUCACUCUUUGGAAUUUUGAUCGAUGUGAAACAGUGCAAUUGUUCUUUUACUUUUAAUUAAAGACAAGAUAUAUCUAUUGUUUACAUGGAUUUCUCAUUUUUUGAUUUUGUUAAUAGCUUUAAGAGUAAUAGUAUUGAAUAAAUUAUGAAUGGAUAUAAGAUUGCAUGAAAAAUGUCAUCAUGUUAGAAACUAUUACAAUUGAGUGUGUCAAAUUCUAAUACAUUUGAAAUAAUACCUCUCCAAAUACUUCCAUGUAUUACUUACGAUUAAUCUUAUUUUCUAAUAUUUCAUAUAAUGUGCACAUCAUGAUUAAGAACUCUUAUGCACAAAUAAAUAUUUCUAUAAAAAUUGUCGAUGUGCAAAAUACGUCUUUUUCAUUAUAAAUAAACUUUAAAAUUUAACUAUCUGUGCAUAUAAAAGAAUGAUCAAUUAUA